Molecule: messenger RNA, 1956 nt
Organism: Exaiptasia diaphana
Lineage: Eukaryota; Metazoa; Cnidaria; Anthozoa; Actiniaria; Aiptasiidae
Product: ankyrin repeat domain-containing protein 13C-B
Exons: 19
Coding region: 7-1320 (437 amino acids)
Cellular component (GO): cytoplasm
Molecular function (GO): protein binding
Source: RefSeq, a predicted model, not a curated record
AUCAAAAUGGCCGACAAAACGGCUGAAGACUUUCCGCUUCACAAGGCAGUAUUUGAGGGCAAUCUAAGAAAAGUUUCGUCUUGUUUGCGGUCCUGUGAUAUCGAAGAACAAGAUAUUCAUGGAAACACACCCCUUCAUAUUGCUGUGUUACUUGGUAGACGAGAAUGUGUUUAUUUAUUACUGGCUCAUGGUGCAACAACGAAAAUAAAAAACAACCUGGGUUGGAGUCCACUGGCAGAAGCKAUCAGUUAUGGAGACAGACAAAUUAUCACCUCAAUUUUAAAGAAACUAAAAGGACAAAGUCGAGAGGGAAUMAAUGAGAGACGACCACAAUUGAUAAAUGCACUKAAGGAGCUUGGUGAUUUUUAUGUAGAAAUAGCKUGGGAUUUCCAAAGCUGGGUUCCUUUGCUGUCAAGAAUUCUACCAUCAGAUACUUGUAAAAUAUACAAGAAGGGAUGUUCUAUCAGAAUGGACAGUACACUGGUCGAUUUCACGGAUAUGAAGUGGCAGCGAGGGGAUGUUACUUUUAUUUUUAACGGAGAUGCUAAAGGAAAGCACUCGUUUGCGGUCCUCGAUAACGAAAGGAAGGUUUUUCAACGACUAAGAACUGAGGAAACUGAAUCAGAAAUCGAAGAAGAAGUAGAUUUACUAAUGAGCAGUGAUAUUGUGUCAGUGUACAUGUCGACCAAACCCAUCACAUUUGCCAAAUCUCAAGCUGGUUGGUUUUGGCGAGCAGAUAGACAGGAAAUGGUCGGUCCCUAUCUGUCAGAYAUCUACUGUGUGAAUGGAAUGAUGCUCAUCUCGAAAAAGAGGAGAGAACAUUUAACCGAAGAGGACUUGGUGAAAAACAAGGCACUUAUGGAAAGCAUUAGCAAAGGAGGGAACCUCAUAGAAAAUAUACCCGAGAUGUCAAGACGAGACUCUUUACACCCACCGCCAAARCCUGAAAUAGGAUGGUCUGAAUAUGUACGAUACGACACUCAAAAUCUCCCUCACCUUGGUCGACCGUUAGUCAUGAAGGAAGAGAAGAAACCGGUCAAGGCCUAUGUUGCUAUGAGCGAAGAGUUCCCUCURUCAUUGGACGUUGUCCUGAAUGUUCUGGAAGUGAUUGCACCGUUCAAACACUUCAAUAAGUUAAAAGAAUUCGUAGCCAUGAAGUUGCCUCCUGGUUUCCCUGUGCGAAUUGAAAUCCCAGUAUUUCCCACUAUUACUGCCAAGAUAACCUUUCAAGAUUUUAAAUAUUGUAAUGAUAUUCCUACUUCGAUGUUUUUUAUUCCACGUGAUUACAAGGAAGAUCCUAACAGAUUCCCAGACCUAUGACCAUAGUACAACACGUUUUUUCUGCAAAGCUACACAUUGAUAAUGGAAGCUGGUUUUCAUAAUAAGUGUACAUGCAUUAUAUUUUUUUAAUAUAAAUUAGUGUAAUAUAAUUAUAAACUAGUAGUUUCUAAGAGAACGGGCUGCAAAUAUCACGCAGAACCAGUAUUCAUGGUGUCCGUCUCUUUGAUGACUUCAUCUUUACCAAGUUUUAUUGCUUUUAAACUAAGGAUGAUAAAGAAAGCAGGAUUUCUACUGAGUAUUACUGAACAUUGUCACCAAAUAACUUCCCGAUCGAUCUGUAUGGCAUUUAACACAAGAAGCACAAAGCCAUGUGGGAUGGUCUCUGCAAUCAUAUAAGAGCAUGCGCAAUAAUACUCAUAAUGUACUUAUUACGCAUUCUCUUGUUUGACUGAAGCAAACAAAGCAGCAAAUGUCACUUUUAGUAAUUAUAGUCAUUAUUUAUAGAGAGGGUGACACUAAGUAGUAAAAACACUUAUAGAAUACAAUGGCCUUCUGUUCUAGAGACACACAAGGCUACUUUAGAAAACAACUGGCUUAAAGCGGAACAUUAAGUCUAAUAUGAUAAAACAAAUGUAACUCUCCCUUAUUUAUUUUAUUAAAUUUUUUUCAAAUCCA